AUGUCUUGGAAAGAGAAGUUACGUCGUUCAUCAACAGAAAAAUCUUCGCCACCAUCAUCGUCAAUUAGAAAAGGAGGUAUCGAGCUUUCGAAUUCAUUCGUUCCCAACGAAAUCCAAGAGAACACUAUUUCAACCCCAUCGUCAACCUCGACAGUUCAUCCACUACAACCAGUUGCUUCUUUCUCCGCCUUAGGUACCUCUGCUCAACAGUGGGCAUAUCAGAGAGGUGCCCAAUCAGCACUAGCAACUACAGAUCAAAUUGAAGCUGAUAUACGAGAGGCUAGAAAUAUCAUCGCUAAUUAUUCUAUCGAAUCCUUAGAACUCUUGCAUCUCGUUGAUCGUUGGAUUCAGCAACUUCUGAACGAAUUUCUACAACAACGCGAACAUUUCAAACAUCAAUUGAUGGAAAUAUGGGCGAAAGAAGAUCUGACAAGUACUCAAUACGAUGACAACGAACGACUACGAAAAGUUUACACGGCAUUAAUUCAAUUAGAAAAGGCUCGUGAUGGUAUUCUCUCACGCGACUCUUUCGACGAAUUAUACAAUUUUCUCGGCAAAAUCAAUGACAAUAACUUCUCCGAAAUGAAAGAAAAGUUCAAUUCAGUGCUUGAACAUUAUCUCAAUAUUCUACACCAUUUGAGCAUCAUAGACAAAGAACUGAAGUUCGGUAAUUAUGAUAAUCAUGUGUUCGAUAUCAAAGAUAAAUUAUUAAGACUAAAAAAGCGAUUCGACAAAGAAUAUCAUACGAUUUGCAUUGUCGGAUUAGAAAAGGCAGGCAAAUCGACAUUUAUCAAUGCACUGCUUGGUCAUGAGCUUCUUCCAACAGCGAGCGAACGUUGUACGCAGAUCCGUACUGUUAUUAAGCCAUUUCUUCAAACCAAUGAUGCUCAACUAUGCGCAAAGAUUCACUUUUAUGACGAUAAUCAUUUCCGUGUGCUUUUCGAGAAAAUGGCCAAGAAAAGCAAUGAAACCGAACAGCAGUUUCUUCAUCGUAAAGACGAAGUUUUACGGAAAAGAGAAAGUUUAAAAACGAAAUUUCCCGAAGAAAAUCUGUGUAUCGAUGCGCACAAUGAACGUGCGUCGUUCAUCAAACAACUAAAUGAUUACAUUACCGGAGAAGUGUAUGUGAACAUUGUUAAAGAAGUGGAGAUUUAUACAAGUAAACUUCCAGGAAAGAACUAUGAACUUCUCGAUGUCCCAGGCUUUGAUUCACCUAUCAAAGAACAUCGUGAUGCUGCUAUUGAAGCGAUUCGAUCCGCUGAUACAUUUCUUUUUCUUACCAGUGGCCAACAACCAAGCUUAACAGGCCCACAAAUUAAUCUUCUUCAAGAAAUUCAGCAGAAUCAUCUCGAAGCCAUGCAACGUGCUUUCGGAAUCAUCACCAAACUUGAUCUUUGCCAAACAGCAGCCAUGUAUCAAGAGCACUAUGAGAAAACAUUUGCCGAACUCAUAGAAAAGCGCUUCAAACCAGAUCGUAUCUACGCAACUUGUUCGCGACUUGAAAUUUCCAACGACAACUCCGAAGAAUUUCACGUCAUCUCUCGGAAACUGCAAAGCUUUGGUGAUAAUUUAACUGGUGGGUUCCAGCGAUGUCGAGAUAGUUUAAAUAAAUUCAUCGAAUGGGAUCUACCGAAAACACAUUUAAAGCAACUGAUUGAUGUGGGCAAAAUGAAACUGCUCCAGCUAAUUCACGAGCGUAUCGAAAAAAUCAAAGACAAACGAAUUUUGCCAGAAAAUCUGACAAGCAUCUCAAUCGAGGAGUACAUUACGCAAAAAACAAUGAAAGAUUGGGAUAAAACUUAUUAUAAUGAUUUCUUUCAACCAAUUUUCGAUCACGCGAAUUAUUGGCAUACGAUGAUUGUGACGAAAGAACGCGCGAUAUUUAUUGAAGAUGUUAAACAGAAGUUUCGUGAAACAUUUCAUGAUGUGACAAAGGAAUUUAUGCAGCAAAAGUUUCCUAUUGAACAAUUAGCCUGUGAACAAUACACAGCAUCAAAAUUACAGUUGAACAUUCAUCCUAUUGAUAAUCAAAUUCGAGAAAAAUUAACUUUCGAUUUGGAAAAUCAUAUGGACACAACGGCGAAAAUUCUCGCCGAAUAUUUAUAUUAUAAAUACAUUUGCGAAUUAGAAAAUAUUCUCAAUAAGAUAUCAUCACCCACACAAGAUCUAUAUCGAACGAAGUUAACAUUAGAAAAAUGCAUUUAUCAAGUUCAUGCAUUGGUUCUGAGAGUCUGUCGACCAGUCAUUACUGCAACUUUACGAUAUUCAUAUUUAGAUCUGUCUGCGAAACAAGACGCAAUUAAUGAAUUGAUUUACAUUGCGCCGACUGUUGCUUUCAACAUAGCCAAUAUUCCAGAUUCGGACGACAACGGUGAUUUGCUUGGAACACAAAUACUUGCGUCAGCAGAAUCGUUAGCUGAUAGAAGUGAAAUGACCACAUCGAUUAUCAGGACACUUUUUAAGAAUUUAAAAGAUAAAUACUUCAUGUUGAAUUAUAUUUUUGUGACUAAUGUUCGUCGAAAUCUUCACUCUGUCAGUAUGUAUUUCAGAUUUAUUGUACCUAUGUCGCAAAUAAUAACACCAAAGAAAGAAAAUGAACAUGAUUUUCUUGUCGUGUGGUUACACGAUGCAAUGGACAACGAUAAUGAAGACUAUCAAAACACACUUACACAACUUCGAUGCAUUACCACCGAAAUCCAUUCGUUCAUCGAUAGUGAUCAGUGCAUAGAAUUCAUUCUUGAUGAUACUGCUGACACGAAAGUAUAUCUGAUCGUUUCCGUACAAUCUGUUCAGCAUUUUGUACCAUGCAUUCAUGAUAUCUCACAAAUCGAAUCGAUCUUCAUCUUGUGCAACACUCAUAGUCAUAGUCCAGAUGAACAAUGGAUGAACAAAUGGUUCAAAGUAAAAGGUGUCUACACAGAUAUCGUAGAUAUUUGUCGACAAAUAGUGCAUCAGUAUGAAUACUGCACCAUGUCUCUGAGUUUUGUUUCUCCUACUAGAGGAUUAGAUCAGUUAGAUCCAUCAUUUAUGUACACACAAAUCAUCAAAGAAAUACUUCUCACCAUCAAAUUUGAGGAUAAACACAUCAAGGAAUUCGUUAAUUAUUAUUGUGAUGCAUUUGUAAAUAACGAAACCGAUCGGAAUAAGGUGAAACAAUUGGAAAAGAAAUACCAUCAGGAGUCGCCGAUUUGGUGGUAUACAACCGAGAGAUUUCUAUAUGGAAUGCUGAAUCGUGCAUUACGAGUGAUGGACGGUGAAGUGAUCACGUUGAUGGGUUUUUUCAUCAAUGAUCUUCAUCGACACAUUGAUCAAUUACACAAAAAACAAUUUGACAAUGGUUCUACCGUUGAAAACUUCACAGUUUGUCGUGGUCAAGGUUUGACAAAGAGAGAUUUUGAUGAAUUGGUGAAGUCAAAGGGCGGACUGAUGUCAUUCAAUAAUUUCUUGUCUACUAGUAGAAACAUUGAUGUCUCUUUACUUUUCGCUUCAGCGAAUGGAAUGAACGAGAACAUCGUAAGCGUUCUUUUCGUCAUGGAAAUCGAUCCUCAACGGUCGACGGUAGUGUUUGCUUCGAUUCGAGACAUCAGUCAGUUUCCACAGGAAGAUGAAAUACUCUUUUCCAUGCACAGCAUCUUUCGUAUACACGAUAUCAAGCCAAUGGAAGGGAAUACAAAAGUGCAUCAAGUGGAUUUGUCAUUGACGAGCGACAAUGAUGAGGAAUUGUGUACACUUACCGAACAAGUUCGUGAAGAAAGCUUCCCAAAUGCAGAAGGCUGGUUCAGACUGGGCUUAGUACUAGCUCAAAUGAAACAGUGUAAUACAGCUGAGCGCAUAUACCGGGCUCUAGCUGAUCAAAAUCCUGAACUUGAACAUGAGGCAUUCAUUAACAACCAACUCGGCUUGAUAAAACACAAUCAAGGACAGUAUGAGCAGGCACUUGUAGUUUUUCAGAAAUCUUUGAAUAUGUUACAAAGACUAUUUCCUCACAAUCAUUCUAAUAUCGCUUCAUCUUACAACAACAUUGCUUUAGUCUAUGCUGACAUGGGAGAUUAUCCAAAAGCACUUUCGGCAUUUGAAAAAAUUCUUAAAAUUCAACUACAAUCACUUCCUCCUGACCAUCUUGACAUUGCUACCUUCCACAACAAUAUUGGUACUAUGUGUAAAAACAUGAGUAAUUAUCCCAAAGCCUUUUCAUCACAUCAGCAAGCUCUCCAUAUUCGACAACAAUCGCUUCCUCCCAAUCAUCCGGACAUAGCUGAUUCGUACAAUAACAUUGGUAACGUGUAUGCCGCUAUAGGUGAUUAUCUAAAAGCACUUUCAUCAUACCGGCAAGCUCUUGAAAUUUACCAACAAUCACAACUUCCCAAUCAUCCGGACAUUGCUAAAUCGUAUAAUAACAUUGGCAGUAUAUAUAAAAAUAUGGGAGUUUACAAUAAAGCACUUGAAUCACAUGAAGAAGCGCUCAAAAUCCGACAGAAAUCCCUGCCUUCCAAUCAUCUUGAUAUUGCCACAUCGUAUAACAACAUUGGCAAUGUAUAUAUAGACAUAGGCGAUUAUCCGAAAGCUCUCUCAUCACAUCAAAAAGCGCUGACUAUUUGCAAACAAUCACUUCCUUCUAAUCAUCCUUAUAUCUCUGAUUCAUACGAUAGCAUCGGUAAUAUAUAUUCUAAUAUGGGUGAUUAUCCAGAAGCACUCUCAUCAUAUAAACAAGCGCUUGAAAUCCAACAGAAAUCACUUUCUUUGGACCAUCCUCAUAUUUCCGCAUCGUACAACAACAUUGGUAAUGCAUAUAAAGACAUGGGCGACUAUCCAAAAGCCAUCUUAUUCCAUGAACAAGCUCUUAAACUUCGACAGCAAUCACUUUCCCCCAAUCAUUCUGACAUCGCUGAUUCGUACAAUAACAUUGCAGUAGUGUACUCUGCUUUGGGUGAUUAUUCAAAAGCACUUGAAUUAUUUAAAAAAUCCCUCAAAAUCUGUCAACAAUCACUCCCUUCCAAUCAUCUGGAUACUGCUUCGUCCUACAACAAUGUCGGUGCUGUGUAUUUCGACAUGGGUGACUAUUCGAAUGCCUAUUUACAUUAUAUGAGGGCCCUUCAAAUUGGUCAGACAGCACUACCACCAACGCAUCCUCAUCUACAAAUAUACAUAAGAAACGUCGACGAAGCAAGAAACAGAUUGUGA
Molecule: messenger RNA, 5181 nt
Organism: Adineta ricciae
Lineage: Eukaryota; Metazoa; Rotifera; Eurotatoria; Adinetida; Adinetidae
Source: the annotation of a GenBank genome assembly